This is a messenger RNA of Pseudovirgaria hyperparasitica, 6672 nucleotides long. RefSeq lists its product as uncharacterized. The transcript is spliced from 6 exons. Gene Ontology annotation, molecular function: microfilament motor activity; protein kinase activity; actin filament binding. Bases 1 to 6264 code for a protein of 2087 amino acids. The record is from RefSeq and is a predicted model, not a curated record. NCBI's taxonomy places the organism in Eukaryota, Fungi, Ascomycota, Dothideomycetes, Acrospermales, Acrospermaceae. Gene Ontology annotation, cellular component: actin cytoskeleton; cytoplasm; cell tip. Gene Ontology annotation, biological process: endocytosis; protein phosphorylation; vesicle transport along actin filament.
AUGUCGUCUGUGUCUACCGCUGCCGAGUCUCCUCCUGCAAUUGUUUGCGAGCCGCAGCAAUUCAAAUAUGCCACCAAAGGCGAGCUUGGGAAGGGCGGUUUCGCCAUAUGCCACAAAGCAGAACUACUCGAAGACGGAAAACCUACCGGUCAGCUGUAUGCGUUGAAGAUUGUCAAAUCAAAGAUUGAGCCUGCAAAGGUCGCCCAAAAGUUUGUCACUGAACUGCAGAUACAUUCCAAAAUCCAGCACCCCAACAUCGUCGAAUUUUACCGGGCCUUUUCAUAUGGAUCUAGCACCUAUGUUGUCUUGGAGAUGUGCGAGAACGGGUCGCUGGCAGACAUGUUACGGAAGCGGAGGUGUCUUACGAUGCCCGAAAUUCGAAGAUUCAUUAUUCAGACGUGUGGAGCCAUUAAAUACCUACACCACCGGAAUAUCAUACACAGGGAUUUGAAGACUGGCAACUUGUUCCUUGACGCGAACAUGAACGUCAAGGUUGGUGAUUUCGGGCUGGCUGCUGUGUUGAUGUCAUCCAGCGACAUGGGCGCAAGAAGAACAACCAUGUGUGGCACGCCGAAUUACCUUGCACCUGAAAUCUUGGAAAAAGGAGGGAAAGGCCAUAACGAGAAAGUAGACCUGUGGGCCAUUGGUAUCAUUGCUUACACCCUUGCGGUAGGGCGAGCACCAUUCCAUGCCCAGAAAAGAGAAGAGAUAUACAAGAAGUUGCAAUCACGAGACUACACGUGGCCAGAGCUCUCAAAGUCGCAGAACGAUAUAUCAAUGGAGCUACGAGAGCUUGUAAGCUCGUUGCUUGUCCACGAGGAUGAGCGCCCGAGUCCCGACGUGAUCGUCAGUCACGAUUUCUUCAAGCUGAACUGGAUACCGCCGCAUCUACCUACAACGACUAAAAGUACUGCACCUACCUGGCCCAAGCCACAACCUCCUUCGCCCGCUACUAGGGAGAGAGGGUUCUCCGAUGGAUGGUGGCGAUUGUGUAAAGAAUCCGGGGUGGGCCAGUAUGCACCCGGAAAAACAUUUCCAGUGAUUGGUAGCAAGAAGAUGAGAUCAAUCUUCCGGGAUUGUCAAAAGGAGAUUGAACAGGGACGGCAGCCGAUAUUACCAAUCGCCUCAGACAGUGUUUAUCUUCCAUUUCCAGAGCGAACCAAUUGGCCAUAUGCAAACCCAAAUUCAUUGUCUGAUAUAUCAGAGGAGAAGGAGCAAAAACCUAGCGGACGCCAUCUGAAGACUGUUGAAGCCAACGAAAGGGUUCGGCGGGCACCAAUUCAAAGGAUCGAGGAAGAGCAAUCCUCCUCUUCCAAGGAGAACGUCGAGCCAACUCAGAGCCGACGAGAAAAGGCGGCGCCAGCUGAAAAGGUUCGGAGAAUACCGUCAGUACGGAAAAUUCGGGAGGAAGAAGAAGCUCUGGAAGUGCCGGCCCCCCGAAAUGUGAGGAACUCAAUCCAGAUUGCGAAAUCGAGGGCGAAGACGUCCACGAUGAGGCGACCAGUAGAGCAUGUAGUCUUGGAAGUCGACCUACCAGUCGAUAACUUAGCCGAAACACAGAGACCAACGACAACAUCGAUAAGGGUACAAUCGGCAACAACGGCGAAGAAUCUUUCCGGUCAUACUGCGUCACGCCGAGCUGCUACAUCGAAACCAUUGCCUCCGGUACCAAAAGCGAGCACAACGGUGAUUCCUGAGACUGACCCUUUGGCGGUCCUAGAAAAGGUCUCCAUCCUUCGACAGAAUAUCCAGUUGGCGCUCAAGAACCGGUCAUCUUCUGGACGAAGGCAUGCAGUCGACCAACAGCUUCCUUUUGUCUCUAAAUGGGUCGACUAUUCAAAAAAGCAUGGUGUUGGUUAUGUAUUGGCGGACGGAACUAUAGGUCUUUCUAUGAGAGCCUCACCCAAGAAUCCCGUCACUCACGUUCUUAUGCGCAACGGAACGGACGGGCUCUUGAAGUUGGUCAAACAUCCCGCGUACUUGGAAAAAGCCGAUUUUGAGUUCUAUGUUGACGGCGGUGCGGACGGCAUUCGAGUUGGUGCUGUAGAGAACGACAGACGCAAGGCUGCCAUCGUCCUGUGGUCUAAGUUUGCCAAAUACAUGUGCCAGCAGCUUGGCCAAGCAGAGAGUCAGGGUGAGCCGAGUGAGGCUGGGAAGACUGCGGACGUCGUGAGAUUUUAUCAACGUCUGGGUGGCGUAGGGAUCUGGGGUUUCACUGAUGGUUCUUUUCAGUUCAAUUUUCCAGAUCACACGAAACUCGUUCUGUCCUCAGAUGCAACGUACUGCAACUUCACAUGCCUCUCGAUCGAGGCAGCACACCACAUGAAGAAAUACGGCUCUUUGCCGUUUGAGCAUAUUCGUUCCCGGAUGGUAGUCACUACAAAUUUGCGCAGCCUCCUUCAUGGUAACAAGACUGAAGAUGGUCUAUCCUACCGGGACAUCGGGGAAGCUAACGUACUUGACCAAAAACUCGACUUCAUUUUGAGGCUCACGGAACAAUGGCUUCGUGCUCGAGGCCUUGGCUGCACUCCCCCUGGCGACGAAAGGCUGAGAUGGGAAGGGCCGCAGCUGGAAGAUGGAAAGAGACAGGACUGGGUCACUGCAGUGACAAAACGAGCCGGCCGCAAGAAGGAUGCUGGGGGUGCCAAACAACAAGCUGCAGCGGGUGGUAGCAAUGGGAAAGCUAUCUCUAAGAAAGCAGUAUUCGAGGCCACAAAGAAGAAAGAGGUCGGAGUUUCGGAUCUCACAUUGAUCAGCAAAAUCAGUAAUGAGGCCAUCAACGACAACCUCAAGAAGCGAUUCGAGAACGCAGAGAUAUACACAUACAUAGGUCAUGUACUGGUGUCUGUAAAUCCAUUCAGAGACCUGGGCAUAUACACCGACCAGGUUCUGAACAGCUAUCGUGGGAAGAACCGACUGGAGAUGCCUCCUCACGUAUACGCCAUCGCUGAAGCAUCCUACUACAACAUGAACGCAUACAAAGAGAACCAAUGUAUAAUCAUCUCAGGAGAGUCAGGCGCCGGAAAAACAGAGGCGGCGAAGAGAAUUAUGCAAUAUAUUGCAAAUGUCUCGGGUGGUAGCAAUUCUUCCAUUGAGGAGGUUAAGGACAUGGUGCUGGCAACCAACCCGCUCCUGGAGUCGUUUGGAAACGCAAAGACGCUCAGGAAUAACAACUCGUCUCGAUUCGGAAAGUAUCUCGAGAUACAGUUCAACUCGCAAGGCGAACCCGUUGGGGCUAAUAUUAACAAUUACCUCCUGGAAAAGACUCGCGUGACAGGGCAGAUUACGAACGAAAGGAAUUUUCACAUCUUCUACCAGUUCACAAAGGCGGCGUCGAGUAGUCACAGGCAAAAUUUUGGAAUCCAGGAGCCCUCAUCUUAUCUAUACACGAGCAAGUCCAAGUGCCUGGACGUUGAUGGCAUUGACGAUCAUGCCGAGUUCAAAGAUACUCUUAAUGCUAUGAAGAUCAUAGGACUGAGCCAAGGCGAGCAAGAUAAUAUAUUCAGACUACUAUCUGCAAUUUUGUGGCUCGGAAACGCAACAUUUAAGGAAAACGAUGAAGGUAACGCUGAGGUUGCAGAUCAAAGCGUGAUCGACUUCGUAGCGUACCUUCUCGAGGUCGAUUCAGCCCAUGUCCUUAAGGUCUUGUCGACCAGAGUUAUGGAAACCAGCCGCGGUGGCCGAAGAGGAUCUGUAUACGACGUGCCACUCAACAUUCCACAGGCUACAUCUGUACGCGAUGCCCUGGCUAAAGCUAUUUAUAACAACAUGUUCGAUUGGAUCGUGCAAAGGAUCAAUGUCUCCUUGAAAGCGAGAGGUGCGAAAGCAUAUAAUAUUGGUAUCCUAGAUAUCUAUGGUUUCGAGAUCUUCGAGCGCAACAGCUUCGAGCAGCUUUGCAUCAAUUACGUCAACGAAAAACUGCAGCAGAUCUUUAUUCAAUUGACGUUGAAGACUGAACAAGAAGAGUAUGCGAGGGAGCAAAUCCAGUGGACGCCAAUCAAAUACUUUGACAACAAGGUCGUAUGCGAUCUCAUCGAGGAGCGAAGACCGGCUGGUGUAUUUGCCAUACUCAAUGACGCAUGUGCGACUGCUCACGCAGAUCCCACCGCUGCUGAUCAGACGUUUGCCCAAAGACUCGGAACACUGUCAUCGAAUCCCAAUUUCCAACCUCGUCAAGGCCAAUUUAUUGUAAAGCAUUACGCCGGGGAUGUGUCUUAUGCCAUUGACGGUAUGACUGAUAAAAAUAAAGACCAGCUGCUUAAGGACAUCCUGAACAUGUUUGGACAAAGCUCGAAUGAGUUCGUCCACACAUUGUUCCCGCACCAAGUCGACCAAGACAGUAAGAAGCGUCCACCAACAGCUGGAGACAAGAUCAAAGCCUCGGCCAAUGAUCUUGUAACCACGUUGAUGAAAGCUUCUCCGUCGUAUAUCCGUACCAUCAAACCAAACGAAAACAAGUCCCCUUCGGAAUACAAUGGUGGUAACGUCCUGCAUCAAAUCAAGUAUUUAGGUCUACAGGAAAACGUUCGUAUUCGCCGUGCUGGUUUCGCCUAUCGCCAAACCUUCGAAAAAUUUGUCGAGCGUUUUGCGCUAUUAUCACCAAAAUGCUCAUACGCGGGAGAAAUCACAUGGACUGGAGACUACAGAUCAGGUGCUCAACAGAUCCUCCGGGACACACAUAUUCCUCAAGAAGAGUAUCAAAUGGGUGUGAGCAAAGCGUUCAUUAAGACCCCAGAGACGCUAUUCGCCCUAGAAACUAUGCGCGACAGGUACUGGCACAACAUGGCUAUCAGAAUCCAAAGAGCAUGGAGAAACUAUGAGCGAUACAAGGCUGAGUGCGCGAUUCGCAUUCAACGUUUUUGGAGACGUGUCGAUGGUGGAGGCGAACUAAUCAAAGUCCGUAACGAAGGUCAUCAGAUUUUGGGUGGUCGCAAAGAACGACGGAGAUACAGCCUGGUCGGAUACCGGCGAUUUCUUGGAGACUACCUGGGAAUCGACAACAAAGGCGGUCCAGGUGAAGUUAUACGUAACGCAGUCAACAUUGGCAGUGGUGAAAAAACUCUUUUCUCCUGCAGAGCAGAGACAUUAGUGUCCAAACUAGGCCGCUCGAGCAAGCCGGAGGCUCGAAUAUUACUCCUCACCACCAAAAACAUCUAUAUCGUGAAACAAGUUCUGGUCAACAACGCGGUUCAGAUUCAAGCAGAAAGGAUUAUGCCCCUCGGGUCGAUUCGCUUCAUCAGCUGCUCAUCACUGAAAGAUGACUGGUUCGCCCUUGGCAUUGGAUCUCCUCAGGAAGCUGAUCCUUUAAUCAGAUGUGUGUUCAAAACGGAGUUCUUCACCCAUUUCAAAAUGGCUACUCGAUCUUUAGAUUUAAGAGUAGGGCCUACUAUUGACUAUAAUAAGAAACCUGGUAAAGGUGCAUCAAUCAAAACCAUGAAAGACCCUGCAGUUCCAAGAGACGACUUGUACAAGUCUGGGACCAUCCAUACUGGACCCGGGGAACCGCCCAGUUCAGUUUCUAAACCAACACCUCGGGGUAAACAAAUUGCAGCCAAACCUAUCACCAAAGGCAAGCUUCUUCGUCCUGGUGGCCCUGGUGGAGGUGCUGGUAAAUUGAGCCAGGCGGCGGCCGCACGAAAGCAAACACCAGCUACUUCAACGCGUAACACGACUCCAAGACCGGUGCCAGCUCCUGUCGCUGCCUUAAACGGAGAUGCCGGUCAUAUAAGAAACACCUCGACCGGUGCUGCGCGCCCCCCACCUCCACCUCCACCUGUUGCUGCUCCGCCACCCAAAGAGCCUCAAUAUAAGGCAAUGUACGAUUUCACCGGACAAACUGCUGGCGAAUUGAGCAUGAGUAAGGAUGAAAUCAUAUUAAUCGAAAAGAAGGAAAACAAUGGAUGGUGGCUCGCCAAGCGCCUCGACGGCUCAGCAUCAGGCUGGGCGCCAUCAGCAUACCUUGAGGAACAUACGCCGAAACCCGCACCACCUCCACCUCCACCCGUCGCACCGCGCAUUGUGCCAACACCACCUACGGCGAAUGGUACAGCUGCGAAAGCAAAACCUACGCCGCCAGCACCACCAGCUAAGAGACCCGCUGGGAAACGAGCAGUUCCUGCAGCCCCGGCUGCGCGCGAUAGCGGAUACUCCACAAACGAUACUCCGAGGGAUAGCAAUGGAAGCAUGGCUGGAGGUCUGGCAGAGGCCUUGAGACAGCGACAAGCUGCGAUGAAAGGUAAGAGCGCUGACGAUGACGAGUGGUAGUCGGCACUGUCAAGCGUUUCAUGAGGUUCAGUCACUUGGGAUGAAAUCGUGCCUGUGGGCAGAUUCGUCAUGGUAGAACUUGUAGAUAGAGAUGGAUUUUUGAGAUACCUUUAUUCCCCGUGUUGUGCUGUGAAUGUGUAGCAUGGUUUUAUUGCGGUCUCGAUGACAUUACUCUAGAAAUCCCAAAAGGUGAUUGCACCAUAGCAAUGCCAAUGGUAUAUACCUUCAGAGUUGUGACCAGACUGUCAUGUCUUCAAGCAUGUUGCAAUUCAUAAUAGGAGCAAGAAAACAAACUCGAAUUUAAUGGCGACCAUAAGUACCGAAUUCAUAGUUUCAGAUCGAUGUCAUAUAAUACUUCCUGAUAUACUGCUAAUGCAUUAUAUACAAAAUAUGAGAAGCUCACUGGUU